UGGGCCGGGGGGGGGGUCGGAAGCAGAACCAGCAAGCAACCCCCUCUCGAUGGUGUGAUUAGAUCACCUUCCGGCAAAUGGGAGAAGCUCCUUUCCGUUUACACAGGUUUAUCGGCCGACUCCUCGCUGCGUGCACACGCGUCCCCGCCCGCCCACGUGAUUUCUAGGAAAUUCGCAAAGCGCCCGUUCUGCGAGAGUUUCAGUUUCCUCUCUCGCUUAUGUAAAGCGGCGACUUCGCUCAGGCGCGACAGCCAUGGCUAGCCUGGUGAAGACGCUUGGUCUGGUUGGGCUGGAAGAUGAACUGACUUGCUCCAUUUGCCUGUGUGUUUUUGAGACCCCGGUCACUACGCCGUGCGGCCACAAUUUUUGCCUGCCUUGCCUGGAGAUGACUUGGACGGAUCUCCAGACAAAUUUCAGCUGUCCCCAGUGCAGGGCUUGUUUCGAAACCCGUCCUCAGCUGAAGAAAAAUACGGUGCUCUGCAAGGUGGUGGAGCAAUUCCAGGUCAGUCAAGACGGCCCUCGCAAAGGGACUUGGGACGAGAAGCCGGGGAACGCUGACAGCAGCCUUGCCGCGCCGAGGACCCCCGCAGUGACCUGCGACAGCUGCCUGGAGGCGGUGGCGGCCAAGACCUGCCUCACCUGCAUGGCCUCCUUCUGCCAGGAGCACCUGAGGCCUCACCUGGAGAGUCCAGCGUUCAAGGGCCACAAUUUGGUCCUGCCGGUGAAGAAACUUCAGCAGAGGAAGUGCCAGUCCCAUAACAAGCUUCUGGAGUUCUUCUGCCAGAAUCACGGUGGCUGCAUCUGCUGCUUUUGCUUGGUUUCUCACAAGACGUGCACCACCAUCCCCCUGCAAGAGGCCAAGGAAGCAAAGGAGUUACAGCUGAAGAGGAGAUUAACAGAACUCUAUGCCCUGAAUGAGAAGGCUUCACAGUCCUUGGAGCAAGUGCGAGCGCAGCAAAAGCAAAUCAGCAAUACCACUCAGCGGAAGCUGGAUUUGCUGAAAGCAGAAUUCCUAGAAAUAAUAGCUUUAAUUCAUGAAGAAGAAAAUGACUCUGUGAAGAAAAUCAUGUCAGAGGAAAAAAAAGCCCUAGAUAAAUAUGAAUAUGUCCAUACAGUCCUGGGUAAGAAGAAGAAUGAAAUCCAGAGGGAGAGAGACCAAAUUGAAGUGACCUUGACAGAGAUGGAUGAUAUCACAUUUUUAAAGAAAGCAGCAAAACUGCGGCACCUCUCCUUCAAAGAUGUAUUUGUUCCCAGAAUAGAUGUGGAUCAAAAUAUGUUAUGUGCUGUUUAUCAGAAAACCUUUAGCCUCAAAGAAAAUACAAAACAGUUUUUGACUCAACCUCAUGAAAAGAAAACAAAAGAAGGGCCACAGUGGAAGCCCAAAUCAGAAAUCCCAUCACCCCAACCAAGAGAAUUUACAUCUAGGAUCGCUUUGACAACAUUCCUGGCUUUUGUUUUCUUUGUUUAUGUGCCUGCUUUGUCUUUAGGGAAUGGUGCAUGUGACACUGAACAGAGAAACCGGCCUGGCAAACGCUCACAGAGUCCUAGCCGGAGAGGACAAAGUUGCAACAGAGGUGAGACAAAGAAUCAAACGACAACACUUGAUGCUUUUUUAACAAAACCAAGAGAGGAGCUUCUGGAAUUUGCUGCAAAAUUUACUCUGGAUUUCAACACUGCUCAUAAGAAUGUCGUCUUAUCACAGAGAAACACCAAGAUGUCUGUCUCAGAAACAGUACAGGAUUACAAACCUCACCCUCAGCGCUUUACAAGUUGCUCCCAAGUGCUUUCCUUCCAGUGUUUCAAGAAGGGAAUCCAUUACUGGGAAGUUGAGCUGGAGAGCAACAACUUCUGCGCUAUCGGCAUCUGCUACGGGAGCAUCCCAAGAAAUGGGCCGGAAAGCCGCCUAGGACGCAAUAACAGUUCCUGGUGCAUUGAGUGGAUCAACGACAAGAUCUCAGCUUGGCACAAUGAUAAAGAGAAGUGUCUACCCAACAACAAAGCAAAGAAGAUUGGUGUCCUUCUAAAUUAUGAAGGGGGGUUUGUUAUUUUCUUUGGGAUCACUGAGAAAAACAUCCUGCUCUAUAAAUUCAAAGCAGAAUUCACAGAAGCUGUCUAUUCUGCAUUCUGGGUGUUUUCUAGUGGGGCCACCAUUUCACUCUGCCAACUGAAGUAAUGCUGGCUGAGCAGAAUGGCUUUGGCACCCUCAUGAAAACAUGCACCCACACACUAUUAUGAUGCUUUUCCACAAGCUUUCUUGUUGAAUUAAGUCUGUAAGAGAUGUAUAGUUUUAAGCUCUGUGCUUGCUUUUUGGGAAGUUCUGGGGUUACUUGACCAAUAUUUCAGUCCGCUAACAAAGGUCCUUGGCAAACUUUCACUGGGGAAACUUGUCUAGAGGGUUCUUAGUGAACUGAAUUAAUCAGGUCUGUGGUGUGCCUCAUACCUCUGAGGUCUAAGCCAUAGUAGAAUAUGGAUGUGUGAGGUCUUCUUGGAGCAGAAGCUCCCUUUGCUUUUGUCUCAUACUCUACUAUGUAGUAAGAAAUGCAGAGCACAAAUUCCAUGGAUUUUCAGUGACCUGGUUGUCACUUCUGCAUAGGCUGCACUGUUCACAGUUUGAUCAGCUUCUCUUUGGGAUGGGCAUUUUUCACUUCCCAUGGGGUGAAUACUCCAGGGGUGUUCUCUGACUUGCAUACCACGUUUGGCUGUAUGAACAGUGAACUCCAAGGAUCUUGUUUUUAGAUGACUGAAAACAAGGCUUGGAGAUGGUGAAUCUUUUUGAUUCUUCAAUCAAGCACCGUGAAAAGAAGAAAAGUGGUACUUUGGUAGUGCUGCUGGGAGGAAAAGGGACAAUAAAAGGCAGCACUUUCAUUUCUGGAGCUUCUUUUAAAGACCAUGUUCCAUGGGUUUCUUUUCCUCCCUACCCUCUUUUCAGAUGCUCUGAAGACGUAGGAAAGGGCAUUUUGUGCCAUCUGAUAAAUCUCUCUUGGCUCAGCUUAGUUCCUCAGAAUUAAAUGUACUCAAGCUAGAGCUAUUCCUCAAUAGUUGUCCAAUAGUUUUGGCAGUGUCCUGCAUGCAAGUCAAGCCAUGAAUAUCCUUGGCCAUGCAUGCCAAAAGAGAGUGGUUUAAAAAAAUCACCAUCAUCCGCUUAACCAACCAAUCCAUGUUGAACAUUGUUCUGUAAUUAUGGUUGUCUGAGAGGACAAGGUUCCUGUUCCUGCUCCUUGAAGAGCUACCUACACAUCUUCACUGUGAUGUUCUAGUGGAGAAUGAAGUAUAAUAUUUCCACCUAAUCUUGUAGCCUUUGUUCUGCUUGCCACUGUUGGAGGUAAUGAGAUUACUCUGAUUUCCUGCAUGCUGUUUUCUAAGCAUAGUCUUUGAUCGCAUUUGGCUGUAGAACCAAGUGUGGAAGAUCACUUAAAGGACUUUCAGUAGGUGUGAAAAACCAAUCAGUGUGCCAUCUUUCAUUUCUGUCUUUGAGCUCUUCUUCCCAGCUGGCCUUUCAACUUCAGUAUGUCUUCUGUUUUCUUUUUAAAAGAUGAACAGUAGACUGGGAAGAUUCACAGAAAUUGGAAGCUAAUGGUUUUGGGCAACUGGUUUUAAGCUUCUUGGUAAUUUUCAUGCAGGAGAGGGCACCUAAUGGCACAUGGUUAUGAGGAUUGCACAUCUAAACCAUUGAGGAGUACUUUGCUAUGUUUUCUCAUUAAAAAGGAACAGCAAACUAGAGGUUUUGUCUUGGAAUUAGAAGAAUUCAUGACCCAAAUGUAGUGGCUUAUGGAGCUGUCAGCUUUAAGAAGUUCUUGUGCUAAAAAGUAGAAGGAAGCACCCAUAUGAUAGAGAUAAAAUGAACUACAGUCUUGGCAAAUCUAGAUUUCUGCAGAACAUAUUUUGAUAUAAGAGGGCAGCCUGACUGUAGCAGUCUGAUUCAGUUGUAGGUUUAUGAUCCAAUAAAGGACCCAGUCUCAGGACGCUACAGGGAGAAUUUGCUUUCUAAGUAUGCCUUAUUAUAAUUGACUGAGAAAUGUUUAAGACUCAAAUUAUGGAGCCAUUAGGGAAGCUCUGGAAGUUACUGAAAUGUAAUGGACCACUGCAAAAAAUAAAAUAUGUAUUACCCAUUCUUUAGGUAAUAUUGGAAAGCAGUGUGUUGAAAGGUUAAGUUGAAACUGCAAGGUAUGAGGUAGAAAUAGGAAACAGAAAAGUUACAUAAAAAAAACAACCGUCACCACCAUCCCUCUGUACUGAGAUCAUGGCUAUAUGAAGAUGAGAAAGGUUGGGAUGGAGAACCUGUGGUUUCUUGUGCAAUGUAACCUACUUCUUUCAGGGAUACUAAGAUCACUCCUCUAUUAUGGGCCUUGCAUAGUCAAUGUUCCUCUUCAUGAAGAGCUUUUUUCAAAAUACAUUCUGAUGAGACUUCCUGGCUUUUGUGCUGAAUUGUUUUUGAGACUGUAUGCUCCCAAGGGAAGUUUCAGUGAAGCAUUCUUUCAACAAAUCAUCACUUAGAUUCAGACACAUAUUCCUAAUUUUUUAAAAAAUCCACAAAUCAUAAGGCGGCAUGUAUCCAGCCUCUGUUAUCCAAAUACCAUGUGGUGUGCCGUGGAUAGUAUUCACCGUGGUGGCUUUGGUGGUAUUCAAAUGCCUUUAGGCCAUGGUUACAGUGGGUGACUGUAAUUAGUACAGAAAUCUUAAUGAUCAUAUUGGAAUCACCUAAUGAUUUUGAAAUAUCUCUGGGAUUCCUUGAGAAUCUCUCUACAUAGUUUAUUUUCUCUAAUUAUGUAUUUUUAAAUGUUUAUCCAGGCAGGAUAUUGUCCAUUGGCGAAAAGGUGAUCCUUAGGCCUUGUUUCUUACACUACAAACCAGGCUUCUUUCAGAUCAGCCCCAAAUAGCAUUGUUUUAUCUCAUGGCAAGUCAGCCAAUGGGAUCAUGUCAGUGGGCAUGACUGAAGCAUAGUGAAGCAUACUACCUUCUCCUGGUUUCAGCAAAAGAGAGCCAAAUCUCAUGCUUUCACUUUGAAAUUGUGUGGUUUUGGCUCUCUAUCUCCAGUGGACAUAUUUGCACUGCUGCAUCACGAACCCUUGUUAUGAUCUAGCACGUAGCUUAAUAUUUUCUGCCAAGCUUUUCAAAAGUAUAGAAGAUGUGCCCUAAGCAGUUUUGGCAUUAAUGAAACUGUUGGAAAAUGGUUUCUAUUGGACCUUUGCAGAAAAGUUGUUCAAAAUGCUAUAUGCUUCAGUGUGUUACUGUAUCUUGACAGUAAUGUAUGCAAAUCUGUGACACAGCUUGUCUGUGCUUUUACUUUGAAUUGUAAGAAAAAACUGCUCUGUGGUCUACUUUAAGAAAUGGUGGUCUCAGAAUGCCCAAAUAGUGAAGCUGUUAUGAUUUCUGUUGAAGUCUUAACCUUACUUAAUUAAGAAUCAGCCUGUUGUCUCUUAACUAUAAAAAAAAUAAUGUGAUGAAUCUCUUUGCCUGGUCUUGCAAUCGAUCGAUACUUGUUAAAUUAAAAUUAAUAAAGGUUGUUUAUAAUAGUUAA
Molecule: messenger RNA, 5518 nt
Organism: Python bivittatus (Burmese python)
Lineage: Eukaryota; Metazoa; Chordata; Lepidosauria; Squamata; Pythonidae
Gene: TRIM25
Product: tripartite motif containing 25
Molecular function (GO): zinc ion binding; protein binding
Source: RefSeq, a predicted model, not a curated record